Molecule: messenger RNA, 2248 nt
Organism: Conger conger (European conger)
Lineage: Eukaryota; Metazoa; Chordata; Actinopteri; Anguilliformes; Congridae
Gene: aif1l
Product: allograft inflammatory factor 1-like
Exons: 6
Coding region: 164-610 (148 amino acids)
Biological process (GO): ruffle assembly; actin filament bundle assembly
Cellular component (GO): ruffle membrane; actin filament
Molecular function (GO): actin filament binding; calcium ion binding
Source: RefSeq, a predicted model, not a curated record
AUAGAUUUUACUAUGAUAUCCACAAGCACGCGGAGCAUCAAUGUGUCCGUCCCCUGGCGACCCGUGCGAUAGCGUUUAGAGCGGUGUGUGGAGAAGAGCGUGGAGACGGGCAGCGUUGGCCGAAUUUGUCCUUUCUGUCAAUUACAUUGUAAAAGCGUACAAAAUGCCAUCGAAUCAGAAUCUACAAGGUGGGAAAGCGUUUGGAUUUCUAAAAGCACAACAAAGGGAUAGACUGGAAGAAAUCAACAAGGAGUACCUGGAGGACCAGAAGUACAGCGAUGAGGAGGACCUGGCCGAGAAGCUGGACUCCUUUAAAAACAAAUACUCUGAAUUUGAUCUGAAUGACCAGGGAGAUAUUGACAUGAUGGGGCUGAAGAGGAUGAUGGAGAAGCUUGGAGUGCCGAAGACUCACCUGGAGAUGAAGAAGAUGAUCUCAGAGGUGACUGGGGGCAGCAGCGACACCAUCAACUACAGGGACUUCGUCAAGAUGAUGCUGGGGAAGCGCUCGGCUGUUCUAAAGCUGGUGAUGAUCUUCGAGGACAAGGCCAACGGGGCCGGCUGUAAACCCGACGGCCCCCCGCCCAAGAGGGACAUCGCCAGCCUGCCGUAGGGGGGUCCGGGGACCCGGGCAUGGCCCCAAAGCCCACCGCUCCGGCCGGAGCCUGGCUUUCAGGAGUGUAAAUAGCCUUAUUGUGAGUCAGGCUUUCGGGCCUGCUGUGGACAAGGUCGUGUCUCCGUUCAAGGGUGUGGCAAAGCAUAUAUAUUGACUGUGAAGAAGUAAUGCAAAGUAGCUUUUAUAUGACAAGACGAUAAAUGUAUAUAUUUGUAUUAAGGACGAUAAGAUUAAUAUUUUUUGAUGACCGUUCUCCAGCUCUCGCAGUACACCCCUGAUGUUUUUAUGAAAAAGUUGCACAGUGGCAUUGUUUGAUCACCACCGUGUAAUUCUCAACACUUGUGUAAAUGUAAUCCACCAUUCUGCUUCCUCUGACAUACAUAUCACUGGCACGUUAUGGAGCAGCUUAAAGGAGCGGUGGGCUUCGCCCGACCUCGGCCUGCGGGACCCACUCAACGGCCGUGCAGGAUUUCCACCGCUGGAUUAAAAUCCACCGCAGCUUAACUCGCGCUUGGCCAUGGCUGCCCGCUCGCCGUAAUGCAGAAAGUGUAUUGGCGGAUAUAAGUUGAAAUGGUCUUUAUAUCAUCUCGCAGUAACGCUCUGUAGGCUUGGCGGACUUGAAAAGCGAAACGUAGAAAUAGUUCUAACUGACUCGCAAGAAAGCACAGUGUAAACGCGCCACACUGCAGUCUCGGUCCCAGUUUUGGGCCAGGAUCAGGGGCGAUGAUUAAGACUCUUGUUUUCCUUUGCUGGCUGACCUCAACCAGUUGGCAUGUAUUGACCUUAGAAAGAGAUGUCAAGUGCCACGGUCAGACUCUUCAAGUGGCAACCAUGGGGGUUAUAGAACACUGACAGAACUGAACUGAUAGAACACCCUUGGUGUCUAAACCCACGUUAUAACAUCAGUUGUUUAAUAGCCUGGCAAAAAUCUCAAUUUUAGUUUGCGGAUUGUUGAAAUUGGAUUAGGCUGACGUUAUACCUCCUCGUAGUGUGCGUGCUGUUGUCCAGUAGUGACACAGAGUAUUAUUGUAGUCCUGAAGUAUCCAGUGAAAAAAGUGCCUAACCGUGGAGAGGGAGCUCAUUUAGUUAUUGUGGAGAAUGGAUAGUAAAACGGGGGGGAUAGUAAUUUCAAAAUGGCCGCUUGGUGUGUUUUGUGAAUGGGGAUUCCAAAUCAGUUAGUCCUUUCUGUUUAAAAGAAACCGUUGGGUUCCAUAAGAACAUUCCACCAGUAUUUUGACACAGCAGUGAGUGGAGAACGUUCAGUCUAUACAGCCACAUUGUAGACGCCAGACACGUUGCAAUACCCCACCCUUCCCAGACGUUCUUAUCUGUGUAGCUCAGCGUUGUCUUUGUCAUCGCCCGGAUGUGUCAAACCUGACUCACUGCUCUCUAUGGAGAUACUUAUUCAUCUGCAUAGAGAUUUAUUUUACCGUGUGCCUCUUUUUUUCCUCACUUGUAGUAAACCCCAGAACCGUAACACUUUGUAAUUUAUUAGCAAUGUAUUUUUAAUUUAAUGAUAGUUUGACUUUAUUUUAGUAUUAAAUGAACUUGUUUAGCAGCAGUUCUAUUACCCUGUAAGAUGCAUACGUUUUGCAAAACACCAAAGGAAAUAAAAAGUUCUUACUGUAACACAAA